Megachile rotundata (alfalfa leafcutting bee) is the source of this 5136-nucleotide messenger RNA. It is a transcript of the gene sl, whose product is annotated as small wing phospholipase C gamma 1. Gene Ontology annotation, molecular function: protein binding; phosphatidylinositol-4,5-bisphosphate phospholipase C activity. The record is from RefSeq and is a predicted model, not a curated record. NCBI's taxonomy places the organism in Eukaryota, Metazoa, Arthropoda, Insecta, Hymenoptera, Megachilidae. Gene Ontology annotation, cellular component: ruffle membrane. Gene Ontology annotation, biological process: phosphatidylinositol-mediated signaling; release of sequestered calcium ion into cytosol; positive regulation of epithelial cell migration.
CCGUUGACACCCAUCUACUUUUCAUUCCUUUCGUGACUAUUUUGUGUCGCGUAUUCUGAUUACACAGUCGAUAAGUUGGCACCGCUAUAAUUACGCGACAUAACCUAAAAUGAAUCCUAUUAUACCCGAAAUGGAAAUUAUUAUUUCUUUAUUGGAAAGAGGCACCGUUGUUACGAAAUUCUUUUCGAGAAAGAGACCCGAGAAGAAAACUCUUAUGAUCAGAAGGGAGACUAGACAAAUCGUAUGGUCGAGAAGUCCUACCUUUAGGCCUUUCGAUGGUUCAGUGGAAAUUAGAGAAAUCAAAGAGAUCAAAGUAGGCAAGCACUCCAAGGAUUUCGAAAAGUGGCCAGAAGAUGCUAAAAGAAUCGAAAAUCUCAGAUGCUUCGUCGUCUAUUACGGUUCAGAAUUUAGACUCAAAACUCUAUCGAUUUCUGCCCUCAGCGAAAAGGAAUGCGAUCUUUGGGUUAAAGGAUUACGUCGUUUACUUCGAGACACUGUAACGGCUCCCUAUCCUUUACGAGUUGAAAGAUGGCUAAGAAAAGAGUUUUACGCUAUGGAAAACUCCAGAGAAACAGUUACUUUGAAAGAUAUCAAAGCGUUUUUGCCUAGAAUCAAUUGUAAAAUACCUACGAACAAACUUAGAGAAUUUUUUCAAGAAAUCGAUAACGGAAACAGGAACGAACUAGGUUUCGACGAUUUCGUUCUACUUUAUCGUAAACUUAUGUUCGAUCAAAACAAUCUUACGGAUUGGAAUAAAUUACUUCGUUACUCGAAAAAUGGACAAAUCGUUACCGUACGAGAUUUCCAAAAUUUUCUCGUCGACGAAGAACAAGAUCCAUUGGGAAACAACGACGUCGAGGUUUCCUCUUUUAUCAGAGAUUAUUUACAAGAUCCUCAAAGGGACGUGCAAGAACCGCAUUUUACUUUUUCCGAAUUUAUCGAUUUUCUCUUUUCCAAACAAAAUUCUCUUUGGGAUUCCAAAUAUUCUAGAAUAUAUCAAGACAUGACUAAACCGAUGUCUCGCUAUUGGAUAGCUUCCUCCCAUAACACAUAUCUUAUGGGAGAUCAAAUUAGCAGCGAAAGCAGUUGUCAAGCUUACGUUCGCGCCUUAAGAGCUGGAUGCAGAUGCAUAGAACUCGAUUGUUGGGAUGGUCCAGAUGGAAUGCCGUUCAUUUUUCAUGGUCAUACGCUUACUACCAAAAUUAAAUUUUUAGAUGUCGUUAAAACCAUUAAAGAUCACGCUUUUGCCACUUCCGACUAUCCUGUCAUACUGUCCAUUGAGGAUAAUUGUACUCUCCCUCAACAACGCAAAAUGGCUGUUACCAUGCAAGAAGUCUUCGGUGAUAUGUUACUGGUUCAACCUAUCGAUAAGAAUGAAACCGCUUUGCCCUCUCCGAAUGCCUUGAGGAGAAAAAUUAUAUUGAAACACAAGAAAUUACCCGACGGUGUCGACGAAACCUCUUUUCUCGUUAGAAACGAUGACAAUCGACAAGAGAUGGAUCUUCGAAAUACCGUUAAAAACGGUAUUCUUUAUCUCGAAGAUCCCGUCGACAGAGAAUGGAAUCCGCAUUUUUUCGUAUUGACUCAACAAAAAUUAUUUUACACCGACACCUUUUCCAGAACCCAAGAGACCGAACACGACGACGACGACGACGACGACGAAGAAGGUGCUACACGACGACCAACCGACGGAGUUCCCAACGAUGAGCUACAUUUCGGAGAAAAAUGGUUUCACGGCAAAUUAGCCAGAGGAAGAGAGGAAGCCGAAGAAUUACUAAGGCGUUACUCUCAUCUCGGCGAUGGAACGUUCUUGGUCAGACAAUGCGUCACGUUCGUAGGCGAUUAUUGUCUAUCCUUUUGGCGCAAAGGCAAAGUAAAUCAUUGUCGUAUCAAACUCAAGCAAGAAAUGGGUCAAACGCGAUAUUAUCUUAUCGAUACCAAUUGUUUCGACAGUUUGUACAGUUUGAUUACGCACUAUCGUAAUCAUCCUUUGAGAAGUCAAGAAUUUUUAAUCACUCUUCAAGAACCUGUACCGCAACCGAAUAAACACGAAGAAAAAGAAUGGUGGCACGCCGAUUGUACCCGUACUUUAGCGGAGGAAAUGUUAAAACGGAUACCUUCCGAUGGAGCAUUUUUAGUAAGACCCAGCGAGAAAGAAACCAAUUCUUACGCUAUAUCUUUUCGAGCAGAGAGGAAAAUAAAGCAUUGUAGAAUCAAAUUGGAAGGACGACUUUACACGAUCGGUAGUAUACAGUUCGAAAGUUUGGUCGAAUUAAUUAAUUAUUACGAAAGGCAUCCGUUGUACAAAAAGAUCAAAUUGAGUCAUCCGGUCAAUCAAGAUGUUAUCAGAAGAAUGGGAUUGGACGUGGACGAUGGUUCUGUUUACGGUAUUCCCGGUUACAUGGAUCCUACUAGUUUUGCAUCCAAAGUAACCGUCAAAGCUAUAUACGAUUACAAAGCCAGAAGAGACGACGAAUUGACCUUGGUUAAACACGCUAUAAUAACGAACGUACAUCGUCAAAGCGGUGGAUGGUGGCGAGGAGAUUAUGGUGGUAAAAAACAACAUUGGUUUCCUGCCAGUUACGUCGAAGAAAUAGAACCGCAAGAUAAUCAAUCGGAUUCGACCGAUUCCAUGAUGUUCGGUAGUCUACAAAAAGGAUCCUUGGAUAUCAUGGGCGCGGUUGUCGAAUUGAGGGUAGGUGGUAGACCCGGAUUAGAAUGGAUAUUGAGGAUACAAAAUCCUAGCAUGUGUUCGGUCUUCGAGGUAGCGACGUCUUCCAAGGAUACGGCGUUGGAAUGGAUGUCCAGCAUCAAAGAAACCGCGCAAAAUGCUAGCGUUAGGGAAAAUCAACACAAGGAAAUGGAACGAGCAUGGAGAAUAGCGAAAGAAAUGUCCAAUUUAAUAGUUUAUUGCAGAUCUGUUGCGUUUAAUAUCGAAAGAGUAAGAACCAAAGGUUUUAUAUUUAACGAGAUGAGUAGCUUUCCCGAGACAAAAGCUGAGAAACUUAUGUGUCAACAAGAAACUAAGUUUUUCGUCAAAUAUCAUCAGGUUCAAUUCAGUAGAGUGUAUCCGAAAGGACAACGCAUCGAUUCCUCGAAUUAUAAUCCGGUGCCGAUGUGGAAUUCUGGUUGUCAAAUGGUAGCGUUAAAUUAUCAAACUGGCGAUAAAUCCAUGCAACUUAAUCAAGCAAAAUUUAGCGAAAACGGCAACUGUGGUUACAUCUUGAAACCCGAUUUUAUGUUUAGAGAUGAUUUCGAUCCUUACGAUAGAACUUGCUUGUACGGAAUAGAAUCGCUUACCUUUGCUAUCAAAGUUAUCGGUGCGAGGCAUUUAAUCAGAUCGGGUAGAGGAAUAGCUAGUCCUUUCGUCGAAAUUGAAAUUAUAGGAGCGGACUUCGAUUCCGGUACAAAAUUGACCACCAAGACGAUCCCCGAUAACGGAUUUAAUCCUAUGUGGAACGAGUCUUGCGAAUUCGAAAUUAUCAAUCCGUACUUCGCGUUUAUUAGAUUCGUAGUGCAAGACGAAGAUAUGUUCGGCGAUAGCAAUUUUAUUGGACAAGCUACGUUUCCUGUUCGAUGUUUGCGACCAGGAUAUAGAAGUGUACCGUUAAAAAAUAAUUUUAGCGAAGAUCUCGAACUCGCGUCGUUAUUGAUUCACCUUCGCGUAACAUCUUCCGAACCACGUCAGCACGGUUUAUAAAAACCAAUGUUCGUUUACUAGCGAAUUUCUCGAACGUUUAAAGGAUCGUGCAAAGAUGGUUGUUCGAUGUGUAAAUACCGUCGAUAGAUGAAAUAUUUAAUUCGGAAUAUCGAGUGAAACGUCGCUAUAGAAGACUGGUUAUUUAUGACAAUUAUACUUUACAAAUUGAACUUGGUGGUUAUUGAAAAAAAAAAGAAAAAAAAAAAAUAUGCUCAUCUUUGUAAACGAUAAUAUAGAAAUAAUGUAUCGUUGCGCGUAAUUAUAAAGAAGAAAUCGUUACAGUAUUAAAUAAAUAGUAGGGACGGGGGGUUAGAUUAAGCAAGAUGUUUAAAAUAAAAGAUGCAAUAAUUUUGUUACGAAAACUAAAUUAUUAUUAAAGUACGGUAAUGUCUCCAGAUUUUAUAAAAUCGCUGUAAAUAACAUAUUUUUAUUAUUCUACUAGAUUUUUCGAUUUGCUUCGAUCACUUACGUCGAAAAACUCAAUUAUAAUCAAUAUCGUUUUAUAUGUAAACAUAUUUUUAAUCCGUACGAUUUAUUUUCGUGAAAACGAUAUUUCAUUUCGACCGAAUCAACUUGCAUCGUGUGCUUCGAUAUUUUAAACAAUAUGUUUAUGUUAAUAGUAUUUAUUUGUCGCUUCGAAGACUAUGAUUUUUUUACUUUAAUAUCGAAAAAUUUAUUCGUCGUAAAUUCGGAUAUAAGUAUGUUUAAAAGGUUCAUAAAACCAAGCAUUGAUUGACGAAAUAGUAAAAAGAAGAAAACAAAUAAAAUAUUGUGAUUUAAAUUUUUAUAAUUAUUUGCAAAUAUAAUUUCUUCCUCGUAAAAUUCAUAUAUGUAUCGUACUUCUUUUUUUUUUGUAAUCAUUAUUAUUCGUACACUUUUUUUUUAUAUUUACAAAUAGAAUUAUUAUAAGUUAUUCGUUUAGAAUAAGUGUUUAGUGUCAGGUACAAUCUUAUACGUUACGUUAGGCAUAUUACUUAUCGUUUCUGACACGUAUUAAUUUAUUCCGAUUGUAACGAAUUUUAAUAAAUCCACUAAAUGAAAUACUACUUUACAUUUAAGGAACAACGCCUAUCUAACGCGCUUUUCGUCUUAAUAGAUUACGUAUGUACGUUAUCGAUGCAUUUUUUUUCACUUUUGUAAAAUACGUAACGCGAAAUAUGACAUUCUCUUUGUGUCGUGACGUGGUAUAAUAUAUCCAGUAUCCGGUAGAAACGUAAGGAAAGCUAUAUUCCGGAAAAUUGUAAUUGUACGAAGAAGAGGCGAGCACUGCCCGAGUAAUAAUUUUAAACGAAAUCGCUCGAUGCGAGGAUUAAAAGAAAUAAUAAAUAAAGUAUAUACUUUAUUGAAUGAAACAUGUCGAAAAAUUAACACAUGUGUAUAUAUAUAUAUAUAUCUCGGUAAUUCUAAAUGCAGAUAUUUGCUGCGCAACUAAAAAA